Molecule: messenger RNA, 1521 nt
Organism: Suillus subaureus
Lineage: Eukaryota; Fungi; Basidiomycota; Agaricomycetes; Boletales; Suillaceae
Exons: 2
Coding region: 1-1521 (506 amino acids)
Source: RefSeq, a predicted model, not a curated record
AUGCACCACUGGAUCCCAGACGUUGCACAGCUUAUAUUCGAAUUUGUUUACGAUCCCAUCCGCACAGAAGAGGACUGCGAGGGUCGCGUCACAGUUGUCGGUUUAGCACGAACGUGUAGAGCAUUUAAAGACCCUGCCCUGGAUGUCUUGUGGGCUCAGCUCCACUCUUUGGAUGCCCUCGUCCUCUGUUCUGGUGGGAAGCGGGAUGGCAAUAACAAAUUAAUCUGGGAUCGCCCAUUGUAUGAUGCGGACUGGCGCAUUCUCGCGCAAUAUGGAAAACGUGUCCGUACGCUGACAAUCUCACCCCAAUCGAAUACAUGGGACAUCAGUACCAUGCAACUUCUGAGCUGUUUUCCUGUUCCAGGACCCAUUCUUCCGAACCUCACAAAGUUGAAUUGGCUCUCCGAUCGUGAAGACUUCUUCCCUUUCUUACGUCGUUUCUGUGGGCCCAGUUUGACAGCCCUUAGCUUUUCGCCCAUAUCGUGGAGUGUCCGGAAGUGUGCUGCUAUCGCAUCGCUUGCACCAUCAUGUCCUUUGCUCAAGGAAUUUACAUGCGUUAACGCAGAGGAUUCGUCGAUGCAAGCGAUCAGCGAGGCAGUUGUAGGCUGGAAUGGACUUCAAGUGUUGCAAGUUGGCCCUUUGGAUGAACAAGCUUUGACGCACGCUGGCUCUUUGCAAACGCUUCGGGAGUUGCGUUUUUCUGUUCCAGAUUUCAGAUCCCCGGUGUUAGAAUUUUGCUCCCCUCAUACUGCGGUGAAGAUCUCAAUACCUUCACCCUCAUCUUUUUAUACAUUCAUCCAAAAUAUCCAUUUCUCGACUCAACGUCUGCACCUUUUCUGCGAGCGCUAUGAUGGGAUGUUCCCAGAACUUUUCUUCUCGCGCCUAAAAGCGUGCUUCAGGAAUCCUGGGGAACUUCUAGAGCUAGGGCUCGUGAAAACGAUACACCACAACAGAUCAAUUAUUCUCAGCUCUAUCAUGUUGCGUCCGCUCGUGUCAUUCAAGGGACUCAGCUACUUAAACCUUGCGGAUCUAUGCACCUCGCAUAUCGAUGACACCCUCCUUGAAGAGAUGGCGGUGUCCUGUCCAAAUCUACAUGACCUCUACCUGGGCGACAAGGGUCGCUGGCUCAUCGCCCCGCUGGCAACUUUUGAUGGAGUUGUAUCUCUCUUAAAGCACUGCCGUCAACUCUCCUCUCUAGGAAUUUUCUUCAGUGCCACUUUCAAAAGUGACUUCACAGACGUGCUCCAAGCUGAUGCCAUCAACCUAAAUAUCAGAAACUUUUCCGUCGGUGCAUCCCCCAUCAGUGAUCCUAUGAACGUCACGGUGGUGCUGUCUUCGUUGAUUCCUAAUGCAAUUUGCAUAAAUCAUUGCGCGCAAGGGAGUGCGGAGCUUCAGGACAUGGAGGAAAAGUGGGACACAGUAAAUACGUGGUUCAAGCCGUUUGUCUCAGCUCGGAAACACAGUUGGGAGCAAGGCUGGUUGGAGGGGAAGGCGGUGGUUGAGAAGAAUGCAAUAGCGUAA